Molecule: messenger RNA, 1581 nt
Organism: Aspergillus oryzae RIB40
Lineage: Eukaryota; Fungi; Ascomycota; Eurotiomycetes; Eurotiales; Aspergillaceae
Exons: 2
Coding region: 1-1581 (526 amino acids)
Source: RefSeq, a predicted model, not a curated record
AUGGGAAAUGUACUUUCGGGUUACCAGUCAGCUGAAUGCGAAGUCGAAUUGUUCAACAAUGCCGGAAAAAUUCGCGGCCUCCAAUUUGACAGCAAAUCUCGACGAUACGCUGACAUUCCUUACGCUUUACCACCGACUGGUGAUUAUCGUUGGCGAAAACCACGACCAUUGCCAGAGUCUUUCUCAUACUCGUCUCCGGAUGGAACCCCAUACGAUGCGACAAAGUUCGGAAAGGUCUGCUUACAAUCCAGUUACUCCGCCUCUGUGAAGAAACAACUUCCGCAACAUAUCUUUGGAGAGGACUGCUUGCGCCUGAAUAUAUGGACUCCGGUCGGAAAGCCCAACGAGACGAAUCCGAAAUGGCCGGUGAUGAUCUGGUUCCAUGGCGGAUGGUUCCAGAUCGGUGACCCUAGUCAGGAAGAGUCGAUGGACCCGACCGAACUUAUCUCCACAGGUCAGUUGAAUGCUGUCUUUGUCGCGGUGGGUUACCGUCUGAAUGUGUUUGGAUUCCUGGCGGGUGAAGUAUUGAGAGAAGAAUCCGGCGGACAAGAAGUGGGCAAUUACGGCCUUUGGGAUCAGCGACUCGCAAUGGAGUGGGUCUAUAAAAACAUCUCAGCCUUUGGCGGGGACCCAGAAAACAUUACUUUGUCGGGACGCAGCGCGGGCGCAUACGCCGUUCAGGCACAGACCUUGUAUGAUUUUCGGGGAUCGAUGGACGAGUCGGCUCGAAGUCAUUUCCGACGGCUUGUGAUGUAUUCUAACGCGAUCCCGACUCAACCCAAAACGCCGGAAGACUGUCAACCCCAGUUUGACGAGUUGUGCGAGCACUUUAAGAUAUCACCAGAAAUACCAGGGCCCGAAAAGCUCCAGAGGCUGCGCCAGAUUGAUGCCGAGGAGUUGUGCGAUGCGGUCAUGAAACUGAAGCAUCACACGUUCCGACCUGUUACUGAUGGUGUUUUCAUCCACCCUGGCAUCUUUGAAUACUAUCGGGAUGGAUCAUUCGCAAAUGAGUUCAAGAGACGUCACCUGCGUUUAUUGAUCGGAGAGGUGCUGAACGAGGAAACAUUAUACGCCGUGACUAAUGGCCCACAGGCCAACAGAGAGUCGCUGGAGCUCCAGGUUUCCAAUUAUUAUUCACCAUCGACGACAUCUCGAUUGCUGCAGCAUUACCCUCUUCCUGACUCCGACCGAAAGGAAGAUUGGGAAGGUGUGUUUGGACGAAUCAUCUCCGAUGGUCAGGUCCGGGCUCCGUCGCGGUUCUUGGUCCAUAACUUACUACAACAUGGGGUGGAUAUUAAGGAUGUGUGGCGGUAUCUUAUUGCAUACCGCAUGUCGUUCAUUACCGAAAAGGUAGCCCCUGCUGCGUUUGGAGUGAGCCACGCCAUGGAUAGACCAAUAUGGAAUUACUCAGUGAUGCAUGGCCCGAAUCCUGCUGAGCGGCAGCUAAUGGACAAUUGGAUUCACGAUUUGGUUGCUUUCGUCAACGGAGACAAUGACCACUCCUACGGCACGAAGGAAUGUGACGAGUAUAAGGUCAUGACGCCGGAUGGCAACAUUGAAAUCCAGAAAGAUCCACGUUGA